UGCUUGCACGCACAGCGGGGCACAGAACUCUCUCACACCCCUCCCUAAUACUCCUUGCCUCACUCAAGCUCUCCCUGCGCGCACACACACACACACACACACACUUCCCUUUAGGAGUACAACGGGACCAGACAGUUCUGAAACACAAAAGCACACGCUUACUCACAGACGGGCGUCUCUGGAGGAAUUCUUUGCUGUGGAAUCUGGGAGAGAGUGUGUGUGUGUGUGUGUGUGUGCUCUCCCAGUGGAAUCUUGUGCUGUGGAUUCUUUUCCAUUCCCCCAGCCACCUCCAACACCGACGCAGCAGAGCAACAGCAGAGCAGAGCAGCCAUCGCUCCUCAGGACCCGACGCCCAGACGCCUCUCCUCUCCUCUCCUCUUCCCUUCCUAUCUUCUCUACCUCUCCUCCCUUUGCUUCUUCUCUCUCUCUCUUCUCCUCUCUCUUCUCCCUCUCCUCUCCUCCCUCUCUUCUCCUCUCCUCUUUCUCCCUCUCUCCUCUCUUCUCCUCUCCUCUCUUGUGAGUCACCUGCUGCUGCCAGUCAGACAGCUCAUCCUGCUGUUAGUGCAGGACCUUCCAACAGUCUCCAGGACCUUCCGCUGAUAACCAGGACCUUCUGCUGGUCACUGAGAUCCUCCGCUGAUAACCAGGACCUUCCACCAAUAACCAGGACCUUUCUCCGAUAACCAGGACCUUCCGCUGAUAACCAGGACCUUCCUCCGAUAACCAGGACCUUCUGCUGGUCACUGAGAUCUUCCUCCGAUAACCAGGACCUUCGGCUGAUAACCAGGAUCAUCCGCUGAUAACCAGGACUUUCGGCUGAUAACCAGGACGUUCCGCUGAUAACCGGGACCUUCCGCUGAUAACCAGGACGUUCCGCUGAUAACCAGCACGUUCCGCUGAUAACUGGGACCUUCUGCUGGUCACUGGGACCUUCAGUUCUCUGUCCCACACACUGGUCCUGCAAUUCUUCACACACUGGUCAUCUGAUCGAGCAGUGGUGUGGACUGGUGGUGUGUGUACUGGUCGUGUAGUGUGUGUGUGUGUGUGUGUGUGUGUGUGCGUGUGCGUGCGUGUGUGUGCGUGUGUGUGUGUGUGAGGGCUAGUCCAGUGUGGGGAUGCGCUGGAUCCUGGUGCUGCUGCUGGUCUGGGCGCUAGGUGGGCGGAGCCAGUUGUGUGUGGGGGGGAGGGGCAAGGGACGCAGGCGGCAGAAAGACGUCCAGAUCACCGAGUUGCUCAACGCCACGCUCACCAGCACAGAGGAGCGCAAGAUUACGGAGCUCCAUGCAUUAGAUCCUCAGGGGUCCUGGAGGGAUUUUGUCAACCGUCCGGAUGACUCGCUUCAACGUCGGUGCCGGAACAAAAAGAAAACUCUGCCAGGUCCCCCCCCAGGACCUCGGGGCCCCCCAGGAUUGCCAGGAGCAGCCGUCACUCAGAGCGUCCUCCUGCAGGAGUUCAAACAGAUGAUCAGAGAGGCGACGCAGCGGAGGGAGCUGGCAGUUGAGGGAGGAAUAAGCCCCACCCCCUCGGCAGGACUGGUUGCCCUGGGAGACACAAUGUAUCUGCGGCGGAUCGAGGAGGCCUUCCACUGCAAACUAAAACAGCCAAUCAUAGUGGAGAAGAGAGGCAUGGCAGAGAUGCACAACUUUCAGAUACCAAUGGCGAAAGGCGGCUUUGUGAGGGGGGCGGGACUUGACCUCUCCUCUGGACGCUUCACCGCACCACUGACCGGCAUCUACCAGCUCUCCACCAACCUGCACAUCAGCAGAGCAGAUCAAAGUGAAACACUCAGAAGCAGAGGUCAGCUGAGACCACAGGAGCAUGUACUUGUUCACAUCUGCCUCGAGUCCCUGUGCAACAGACACAUAUCCCUGGAGAUGGUGGCCAGCCUAGAGGCCAAGGGACAUUUCUUCACCGUGUGUGUCCAUGGACUUCUGGAGCUACAGGUGGGGCAGUACGUGUCUGUGUUCGUGGUCAAUGAGUCGGCGUCUCCCAUCACGGUCCAGGCAGGAUCGGACUUCACCGGCCUUCUGCUGGGCUUGUAGUCUGGACACUUCCAGGACACGUUUCAGCUUCUCAGCUUCAGCCGAGCUGCCGCGCCUCAGCCUGUGGGAUGCAGGGCGUGCUGCCUCAUGGAUGUAUCCACAUGAUAUAAAUUCAGUAUGAGAUUAUUCAUAUGAUAUGAGAUCAGUAUGAGACCAUCUAUAUGAUAUGAGAUCAGUUUGAGACCAUCCAUAUGAAAUGAGAUCAGUUUGAGAUCAUCCAUAUGACAUGUGGUCUGAAUGAUAUGACCAUGUUGCAUUCGGUUGCUGAACAUAAAGAACUCCUAUAACUUCAAAUACCCACAGCCUCAUACUCUCAACACACACAUACUCUCAACACACACAUACUCUCAACACACACAUACACUCAACACACACAUACUCUCAACACACACAUACACUCAACACACACACAUACUCUCAACACACACACACACAUACUCUCAACACACACAUACACUCAACACACACAUACUCUCAACACACACACACACACACUCAACACACACAUACACUUAAAGUCAACACCAAGAGACACAACCACCUCCCUUCAAGACAUAGCCACCUCCCUUAACCCUUAAAGGUGUAGGUUUUUGAACGUUCUAAGUUCCGCAACAAUUGAAGGUUCUAAAAUUCUAUGUUGAAUUCAAUGAACCCAGAUAUUCUUUAGAACGUUCAUUUCUCAACAUUCCGUGUGACGGUACUCCUUUAAGGGUUAAACACAUAGACACCUCCCUUCAACACAUAGACACCUCCCUUAAACACAUAGACACCUCCCUUCAACACAUAGACACCUCCCUUAAACACAUAGACACCUACAUUACUGUAAAGAGCCCAUGACUUAAUGUGAAAUGUAGAGCAAUGGUCUUUAUCAAUGUUAUGAAAACACACACCACCAACAGUGAAUCAGCUGUAUAUACACACACACACACACAUGGACUGUACCACAGGACCUCUGAGCACCAAGUGUAACUCCAUAGAGUAGUCAUGUUUGACCAGCUCUGCUAACUGGGCUUCUCAUGAAAUGUUUCAUGUAUUUUUAUACCACAAUGUUUCAAUUUAUAUGCAAAUAGUACCGGUAUGCAUUAUUUUAAAUAAAAUAUCAGAAAUGUAUCCAAUGUCUAUAUAAAUUCAAAUGAUACCACUCAGAAAUCUCCAUACAAAUGUUUGAAUGAAUCUAUGAAUGUUUAGAGUGCUCUAAUAUAUUCUGCAGUAUGUUGUGUUAUAUAUAUCAAGGAACACUUAUAAUAAAACAGGUCCUGUGCCAAA
Alosa alosa (allis shad) is the source of this 3308-nucleotide messenger RNA. It is a transcript of the gene c1qtnf12, whose product is annotated as C1q and TNF related 12. The record is from RefSeq and is a predicted model, not a curated record. The transcript has 8 exons. Gene Ontology annotation, molecular function: hormone activity. The coding region runs from base 1116 to 2042 and encodes 308 amino acids. NCBI's taxonomy places the organism in Eukaryota, Metazoa, Chordata, Actinopteri, Clupeiformes, Clupeidae.